Molecule: messenger RNA, 3265 nt
Organism: Rhincodon typus (whale shark)
Lineage: Eukaryota; Metazoa; Chordata; Chondrichthyes; Orectolobiformes; Rhincodontidae
Gene: slc20a2
Product: solute carrier family 20 member 2
Exons: 11
Coding region: 439-2412 (657 amino acids)
Biological process (GO): phosphate ion transmembrane transport
Cellular component (GO): membrane
Molecular function (GO): phosphate transmembrane transporter activity
Source: RefSeq, a predicted model, not a curated record
UUCUUAGACUCUACCAGCAGCUGUGCUGUCAGGUUCAAAAAAAAUCUAUUUGGGAAAGGGCUAAGGGACUGAGCGCAGUAUAAAUCUGGACGGGUGUAUCUUGUCCUCAAAGUAACUGGCUGCAGACUGCGUAAGCCUUUAGAAGGAGGAGGAGGAGGUGACCAUCUCUGCCUGCCAAGCUGGACACUUAACUAUGGAAUGCAUUUACCUGAUUAUCCCAUGCCUAAAAAACUCUAUUAACACUACGCAGAGAAGCAUUAGUUAGCAGUGAGACAUCUCUGAAUACUACUAAGCACUUUUCCAAAAGAAGAAAACAGUUUACAGAAGCCUGUCUUGUGCGUUUUGAGUGAGAGCACGCGCGUGUGUGUGUGUUUGUUUCUUCAAUUCCCUUUUCUGUGCACAUACUUGGGGGGGGGGGGGGGAAAAGAAAUCCCAAAAAUGAUGCUGGAGAAUUACUUGUGGAUGGUGAUAGUGGGCUUUAUAAUAGCCUUUAUCCUUGCUUUCUCUGUGGGUGCGAAUGAUGUAGCCAAUUCGUUUGGUACUGCUGUGGGCUCUGGUGUUGUGACACUUCGCCAGGCCUGCAUCCUGGCUUCCAUUUUUGAAACAACCGGAUCUGUACUGCUGGGAGCAAAGGUCGGAGAAACUAUCCGGAAAGGGAUCAUAGAUGUUAACCUAUACAAUGGGAGUGAGCACGUGCUCAUGGCUGGCGAAGUCAGUGCAAUGGUUGGUUCUGCUAUCUGGCAGCUGAUUGCUUCAUUUUUAAAGCUUCCAAUAUCAGGCACUCACUGCAUAGUUGGAGCUACCAUUGGUUUCUCACUAGUUUCAUUUGGUGCUCAUAGUGUUCGAUGGAUGCAGCUCAUCAAGAUAGUUGCCUCCUGGUUCAUAUCCCCGCUUCUUUCUGGGGCCAUGUCUGGCCUACUCUUCGUCUUAAUUCGAUUCUUCAUCUUGAAAAAGGAUGAUCCAGUGCCGAAUGGCCUGCGUGCACUCCCACUGUUUUAUGCUGCUACUGUAGGGAUCAAUACCUUCUCAAUUUUAUUCACAGGAGCUCCAUUGCUAGGGUUGGACAGUCUCCCAUUCUGGGCAAUAAUAGUGAUCACCCUUGGUGGAGCGCUGCUGUGUGCAAUCAUUGUGUGGUUGUUGGUAUGCCCUUGGAUGAAGAGGAAAAUAGAAAGUAAACUAAAACAAAACGUGCUGUCCAGGAUAUCAGACGAAAGUCUUGAUAAAAGCCAAGACGAAGAGACACCAGUAUUUAAAGAGCUGCCAGGUGCGAAGGUUGGGGAUGAGUCAGUGCUGCCUCUAACAGGUGAUAUCUGUGAGGAUGCUGGAGGAGUCCCAGACAGCCAUGUUGUUGCUGGAUCAACUGGAGUUUCAAAUGGUAGAGCGGCAUCUCUCACAAAUGGCAGCCUGAAAUCCCCAUUUUCAAACGGUGCAUUUAAUUUCGAAGGGCACACGAGGAGUGAUGGUCACGUGUACCAUACCGUGCACAAAGACUCUGGCCUGUACAAAGAUCUAUUGCACAGAAUACACUUGGACAAGGUUACUGAUGACCGGCCGCAGCCUGAAAAUUCCUACAGGCUUCUCCGUCGCAACAACAGCUACACAUGUUACACCGCUGCUAUCUGCGGUAUGCCUGUCCAGCCGACUUUCAAGUCCUCUGACUUUGUGGGGACAGAAGACAGUGAGAAGCUCGUGGGUGAAAUGGCCUCCUACUCUAAGAAGCGGCUACGCUACGACAGCUAUUCCAGCUACUGCAAUGCAGUGGCUGAAGCAGAGAUUGAGGCAGAGGAAGGUGGGGUGGAGUUGAAGCUUGCCAGUGAGCUGAGUGACCCCUUACCACCACCACCACCACCACCAGAAAACGCCAUAGAUGAAGACAAAGAGGAAGAGGAAAAGCCUCAAGUCCAUCUGCUCUUUCACUUCCUGCAGAUCCUCACUGCUUGUUUUGGGUCAUUUGCACAUGGCGGAAAUGAUGUUAGCAAUGCAAUUGGUCCCCUUGUUGCUCUUUGGCUGAUCUACCAAGAAGGAGCUGUGCUGCAGAAUGCCGCUACACCAGUAUGGUUGCUGCUAUAUGGAGGCUUGGGCAUCUGUGCUGGCCUCUGGGUCUGGGGGAGGCGAGUCAUUCAAACGCUGGGCAAAGAUCUCACUCCAAUCACCCCAUCAAGUGGAUUUUGCAUUGAAGUAAUGAGUGCGCUAACUGUACUUGUAGCCUCAAAUGUGGGCAUUCCAAUAAGUUCCACUCAUUGCAAGGUUGGAUCUGUGGUGGCUGUGGGAUGGAUCCGAUCACGCAAAGCCGUGGACUGGCACUUAUUUCGUAAUAUUUUCCUGGCCUGGUUUGUGACUGUCCCAGUUUCUGGUCUCUUUAGUGCAGCUGUUAUGGCAUUGUUUGUGUAUGGAAUACUGCCAUACAUUUAAUUUUUAUGUUCAAAUUUUAUUGUGAUUUUAAACUAUUUCUAACCAGCAGUGUGAGAUGUCCUUUUUCUUCCUUUCUACCCACUUCUGCUUUGUGCCCCACCCCUACCCUCUUAAGAGGUGGUUUAUUCCUUUUUCCCUUUUUAUCCUUUUUGUCAAGAGGAAUUAAACAGCUAUAAACUAAUUUGCAUUUCAUCACAUGCUGUAAGUAACACUACAAGUGCUCACUUGGUAGCAUGUAACAGCAAAGACCUGUCACAGUGUAUCUUUGUACAAGUGAAUGAUGCUGCCCAAAUUGUGGUGUUUGUAGAAUGGAUGGUACUGCUUGGACAACUCGCUCCCUUUCAUAGACUGAUGUGUGUGUGAAGAUGCUGUAUAUAUUGUAUUAUUACACUCUAGAAAGUUUUUUUUGUAUGGAUCUGGGGGAUAAAAAGGAGAAUUUAAAAGAAAGAAAUAUAUAUAUAUAUAUAAUGCCAUGGUUUACCAAAAUCAUCCUUCUGAUGCAAAACGAGGUAUAAAAACCCCUACCCUUGAGUAAUUCAAGUUAUUUUUUAAAUUGAGGCACUGUUACUUGUAACAGGGCCUAGUCCCAAUUUGCCCUGCGUGCUACAAACACCAUAAUGCGAAUCGAGAAAGGUUCAUUGUAUUGGGUUUCAUUGAAACUUGAUGUUAUAAUUAUAAAUUUGACACUUGUAUUAUAUUGUAAUUUCUAUUGUAAAUACUUUCUAAAAAGAUCUAGGUUUUGUGUUUCUUUUUAAAUGGGGACACAUUUCACUCACUCAUUUUAGACUUUUAAAAAAAAAAAGUGAAUGUACCAAAGAUUCAAGAAUAAAGAUUUGACAGUGUUUCCACUUUU